Ceratina calcarata is the source of this 5179-nucleotide messenger RNA. It is a transcript of the gene Vmat, whose product is annotated as Vesicular monoamine transporter. The record is from RefSeq and is a predicted model, not a curated record. Gene Ontology annotation, biological process: aminergic neurotransmitter loading into synaptic vesicle; transmembrane transport. The coding region runs from base 355 to 1905 and encodes 516 amino acids. The transcript is spliced from 12 exons. Gene Ontology annotation, cellular component: terminal bouton; synaptic vesicle membrane. Gene Ontology annotation, molecular function: serotonin:sodium:chloride symporter activity. NCBI's taxonomy places the organism in Eukaryota, Metazoa, Arthropoda, Insecta, Hymenoptera, Apidae.
CUUCGAGGAUCGAGAAGAGAGGCGACGCGGGUGAAGACGAGAACGUGGACACGGAUGCGAGCGCGUACGCGGACGACGAUGGGGCAGAGAGUGCGACCGAGCCCCGAGCCCGAGCCGGAAAAAUCGGGGUGAGAUGCACCCUCGCCGCCAUCCUCGCACUCAAUCGGCCGCGGCGCUUCCACCUGGAAGCACGGCUCCUCGUCGCCAUCCGUUUCGUUCGCCAGAGAUCCAUCGAUUCCGACCGACCAUCGUUACUCCCUUCGACCGAACGAUCGUCGUCCACCGAUUUGCUUCUGACUCCGAUCGAAUAGAUCGAUCGACGACAGAAGAGGUGCGAAUCGCGGAGCCGAAAGCAUGAGCGGCGGAGAAUGGAGCGGUUGGUUGCAACGAUGUCGGGAAUCGCGAAGAUUGGUUCUGGUGAUCGUGGCCAUUGCUCUGCUCUUGGACAAUAUGCUGUUGACGACCGUCGUGCCGAUUAUCCCGGAGUUCUUGUACGACAUAAGACACCCGAACGCAACGUUGAGCGAGCGCGUCGAAGGGGACGUCGGUUCCCGUCGUACAACACUCGCCGGCGUUCAGCUCACGACCGCCACGAAUAUCGUAACUACUACUCCGAAAUGUCCAUGCAUCCCCGUCAAGUCAAACGAAUCGCAGUUGGAAUUUCUUUACCCGAGCACUCUUCCUAGUAUGGAAUCGAUCGAGAGCACGAGCGUCGGUGAUCCGAGUUCCGAUCCGGAAGAAGAGGACAGAAAACAAAGGCAUCGCGAGUUGGUGCAAGAAACGGUCGCCGUGGGUGUCAUGUUCGCCUCAAAGGCGUUCGUUCAAUUGCUAGCCAAUCCUAUCGUCGGUCCACUUACUCACAAAAUCGGUUACAGUAUACCCAUGUUUACCGGCUUUAUCAUCAUGUUCCUUUCCACGCUGAUAUUCGCGUUCGGACGAACGUAUGGAAUUUUGUUUCUGGCGAGAGCGCUCCAAGGAAUCGGUUCCUCGUGCUCGAGCGUUUCGGGUAUGGGCAUGUUGGCCGAGAGGUACCAGGACGAUAAGGAACGAGGAAACGCGAUGGGCAUCGCUCUCGGAGGUUUGGCCCUCGGCGUUUUGAUUGGACCUCCGUUCGGCGGUUUUAUGUACGAGUUCGUUGGGAAAUCCGCACCGUUUUUAAUACUCUCUGCUUUAGCUCUUGGCGAUGGAAUUUUACAGCUUCUGGUACUUCAGCCGUCCGUCGUUUACACGGAGGCUGAACCACCGUCUUUGAAAGCUCUGAUCACCGAUCCUUAUAUCAUUCUGGUUGCCGGCGCUAUAACGUUUGCUAACAUGGGGAUCGCUAUGCUCGAGCCCAGCCUUCCGAUUUGGAUGAUAGAUACGAUGGGUGCGAGUAGAUGGAAGCUAGGCGCCACGUUUCUACCGGCAAGCAUCAGCUACUUGAUAGGUACAAACCUGUUCGGACCGCUCGGACAUAAAAUGGGCAGAUGGUUAGCUGCCUUGAUCGGCUUGAUCGUAAUAGGGAUUUGCUUGAUGUGCAUACCGUUAGCUAGAAGCAUCAAUCACUUGAUCGUACCUAACGCUGGUUUAGGAUUUGCCAUAGGAAUGGUAGAUAGUUCGAUGAUGCCCGAAUUAGGAUACUUGGUCGACAUACGUCACAGCGCAGUAUACGGUAGCGUUUAUGCUAUCGGAGACGUCGCAUUCUGCUUGGGUUUCGCAAUUGGUCCUGCUUUGAGUGGUACGUUGGUGAACACCAUCGGCUUUGAAUGGAUGUUAUUCGGCAUCGCUAUUUUGAACUUCCUUUAUGCUCCGUUGUUGUACUUCUUAAGGGCACCACCAACUAAGGAAGAGAAAAAGUCGUUGAUAAUCGGCGAAAAAUCGUCUGUGCGCUACGUAACGUACCAGAACGAGGAAGAAGAGCAAUAAGAUAACGAACGUUUCUAAACACGGGAUCGUCGUCCUUCGGGGCAAGGAGUAACAACGAGUUAAAUGUAAUAAAGUAAGGCUCUGCGCGGGUGACGUUUUCAGGAAUAUAUAGGAAUAAGCGAAUCGCUAUUAUGCACCUUCUUCGUUCAGUUCAAAUUGUAUAUACUGUACGUGUACCGUUAGAUCAUAAGAAUAAGUGUGUGCGUUCAAGAGAAUGUAUGCGUUAAUCAAAUAUACAAAAAAAGCGUUACAAAAAUAAUAACACUUUCAUAUCGAUUGAUGGAGGCACCGCGAUAAAGACACCGACUCGUUUUAUCGAGAUAUCUUCGGAUCAUAACUUGAAUGCGAAUACGUACGAUGUCCACGACCCUUCGUAAAAUGUGAAUACCGUGAAUUUUUAAUAGCCCGAGACUUCGUCGAGAUUUCAAUCGUUGAUCGAUCUUAAUAAUUUAAAUUAGAGAGAACCGCCUACUUUGGAUUCCCUGAAUGGCUGCAGGGAAACCGUGCCUGAGAAAAUUGCGGGUAGGCACGAUGAAGAGUUCUCCGAGUCGUCGACAAUUUAAUCGAAGCUAAAGAUGUAACGUAUUUUGAACUUGAAUGUAAGCGUGAAACGAGACAGGGGUUUUCAGGGUUUGGAAAUUCACGGGUUUGCUUUUGACAGACAAGGGAAAGUUCGAACUCCGUUUUCUCGAUGCUCGAAGUUCAAUGCGUCGGUCAGCUAUCAAAUGAAAUGUUUAUUUGAUAGCAGCUGCACCUAUCUUUAAAAUCCUUCGGAUAAUCGAGUCAGAAGAAACAAUAAGCGGAGUACACGGGAAAGGGAGCCGGCGAAACGUUCGGUGAAUUUGCAAAUCAUACGAUAAACUUUAUGUGAAUUCGCAGUGGGAAACUCUAAUGAAAUUGCAUGCGUUGAACUGUUGACAUGUUAAAAUACUUACCUCUCUCGUUUGUUCGGCACAUAACUUGCCGUGUAGACGUAUGCACACACACAUACACAUAGACAGUCGCAUAUGUACGAAUACGAACAUAACGUAUUCGUAGCUGCGAUGAGUUAUUUGAAGAUUUAUAAAGCCACGAUCUUAUGGAUCGUGUAUAGAAAGCUCUAUGAUAACGACGACACUUGUCGUUCAUUAAGUAAUUGUUGUUCAAUCGAGAAAACUACGUAAAGCCGGUACGACUACAAGCCGUGCGCGCUUUCGGAUCCUAAGCUACUGCGAAUACGCACGCGAUACGGAAAAUAGAGGAGCCGAUAGAUUAAGGACGAUUGUCUGUUAAUAAUUAUCGAUGAAAUUACCAUUGGCAGCUUCGUAACUUAUAAAAUGUAUCACAAACACUCGUUAACUUCGAAUAGUCGCCUCGCGCCGCGUAGAAACUUAACGGAAUCUAUUGCGCAAGAUAUCCACGCAAAAUGGCUGCCCUCGCAGAUUCCGAGGCGGGCGCAGUUGAACAGCUGAACAAACUUUAUUUCUGCAGUCGUCAAGCUUAAUUUCGGCCUGUAGAUGAUCUUAGAAAUUCAAAGAUGAGGUAUGUUCUUGAGAAAGGUAAUCUAUAUUAAAUAACUAUGGCGAAUAUUUAUAUAUAUUAAUGUUAUCAAAUGUUAAACUUGAGAUCUAUACUGUAACGUUGCUAACUAUCGAUCAUAUAUAUAUUAAUAUGCGAAUAUUGCAAAAUUCGUGUUACGAACGCACUAUAUAUUAUGUCCGUGUCAGGGAGAAUAUGAUGUAGAUAUUUUAAGUAAGUAUAUAUUUAUUUGUGAAUACGUGUAUUCAGCAAAUAGCUUCCCAUUGCGAAUUCCGGUGAAUUCUCGAGGUCGCGUUACGCUAUGUCAUGCGAACACCGACCUACUCCCGAUAAUGAAACGCGAGUCAAUUCGAUUUGCAAAUUCCUCGCGAACGUUUGUCGAAAUCGGACAUAUUACGAUUACAAUGUAUCUUUGAGUAAAGUUGGGCAUCGAACAAGGCUUCUGACAAAGCGAUUCUGCGGGCUUCAUGUUCCUCUGAACCUGAUUCUCCGUUCGCUUUUUAUUCAUGAUGAACGAUAAAAUUUGUCCUACUCUGUCGAGAGGAGGAAAAGGUGAAAGGUAUCGCGAUCGCGUAAAUUAUUCUAGAUCGAUUCGGAGGACCGAUGAUUACAUUCUAUAACUAUUAUGUAUAUUCAUAGUACUGCAUUAAACAGCAACGUAAUUGCAUCUAUGUAGGACGUACAGUUACAAGUUCUUAAUCAAUCUCGAUGUAGCUACGUAUAUAUCUUCAUCGUUAAGGGUUUACAUUGCUGUAAAUAGAUAGAAAGUAGACGUAUAUGUAUAGGAGUAAUUUUUCAUCGUUGAUCGACUAAUUCUAAUCUCUGUUUGCUUUUUCGUUUUUUUUUUUUUGACAAUCGCGAUCUCUGAUAACUCGCAAACGAAUCGGAAGAUAAUUAAGCGGGUAACAAGUAGACACUGCAGCUGCUAUUGUGAACAGACAAUAAGCGAUAUCGUGAAGCACUGAAAUCACCACAAGACGGACAGAGAUAUUUGUAUGUGCACAAUUGUUCUCUUGUUAUUUAACGAAUAUUUUCUUCGAUAAAUUGCAUAUCUUUGAUCGAUCGAAUUCGCUGGCUCGUUCACUUACAUUAGCAAAGAUAGAUGGUAGAUUAGAUAGUUUCAUUUCUAAAACUAUGUAGAUUAGAUGAAAAGAAUGUAGUUCAUAACUCCUAUUCAAUAACUAUAAUGGGUAAUGCGCGCAAAGAGCGCGUGUCUCUGAAAUCGAUAUAAAAUAUAACACAUUUCUUUGGCUCAAUUACUGUAACGUACAUAUAUAUACGUAUAUAUGUACAAACACGCCGUAUAACUUAAUUCACCAGCUGGUAUAUGGGUCCGAUUUGAAUCCGCUUGUGUAGUCAUUGGAGAAGAGCGAGAUUCAAGAAGGAGAAUGGUAUUUCGUCGAUCUUGCGUGUGAGUGUAAUCGCGUAAAAUUUAAUCGAUGCAAGUACAAGAGCGUACGAUUUACCAAGGGAAUAUUAUUGUAUCAAAGAGAAUUGUGGAACGCGCGCGCGGAUCGAUUCUGGAAAUGGACAGGAUACCGUUUAUCUAGCGAUCUUGAUGCCUGGAUUCGAAAGAUACGAUAUGCGUUACUACUACGUAUGUUCUAAACUUUAUCUUGUGGGCUUAUCUUGUUCGUUGCGGGAGCAACUUCGUUUCAGCGAGUCGACGUUAGUUGUCAUUAAAACGCAUGAUGUAUUUAUGUGUACGUUGUUCGAUAGCAUGUAUCUAAAUAAACCAUUGCGUGUUUAACAUGAA